AUGACUGUGGUACCCAGGUUGUCAUAUUUGUACUGUUCCUCCACUCUAAUCCCAGGCUUCAACCCACAUCAGGACAAUGUGUCACCCAUCAAGGACAGUGAUUGGCUUUUGGUCUGGAGUGUCAUCUUGUUGGCACACAGAGUGCACGGCUGCCCUGACAAAUGCCUCUGCUACACAGCCUCAAAGACUGCAGACUGCAAGAACAGAGGACUCACUGAAAUUCCUGCCCGUUUACCUCCUGAAAUUCAGAUACUGCAGCUGCAGAACAACCGUAUCUGGAGAAUCAACCAAAAUGCAUUCACUGCAACGCCGUUACUCAAAAUCUUAGACUUGUCUAAUAAUUCUCUCUCAAGUGUGGCACCUGGUGCUUUCCAAAAACUAAGGUAUCUACAGGUUUUAAACCUAACCAGAAAUAUGAUUCAUUAUAUAGAAAACAAGACUUUCAGUUUCCUCCCACGCCUAAAAGAACUGGACUUGUCAUCCAACAGCAUUAUUCGAUUGCCUGAGAGUUUUGGAAACAGCACAGGGAAUAUAACAUUGCUGUCUGUGAAGCAUAACAAACUUCAGAAAAUGGAAAGAAUUCUCCUGGAGUCACUUCCAAACCUGAAAGUGAUUCUCUUCAAAGAUAAUCCCUGGCAAUGCAAUUGUAAUAUCUUUGGCCUGAAACUGUGGCUGGAGAGUUUUCUAUACAGAGGAGGAAUCAGCGACGGCAUUAUCUGCUCGGCGCCGGGGAUCCGGAAGGGCAGGGAGCUGCUCAGGGUUCCCUACGAGCUGUUUGGGGCCUGCUCGCUGAGGCCAGCCCCGGUGCCCCCGGCCAGCAGCCACCACCACCAUCACCACCACCACGAGCACCGCGGCGCCGCCAAGCUCGGCCCCCACGAGCCGGCCGACGGCCGCGCCGGCUGCGAGCCCAAGGCCAAGGCCAGGCCGGUCAGCCUGCGCCACGCCAUCGCCACCGUGGUCAUCACCGGCGUGGUGUGCGGCAUCGUCUGCCUGAUGAUGCUGGCGGCCGCCGUCUACGGCUGCGCCUACGCCGCCAUCACGGCCAAGGGCCACAGGCAGCAGCUGGGCCCGGGCCGGCAGCACGGGGCGCAGGAGAGAAAAGAGCUGCUGGAGAGCUCCCUGCCUUGA
Messenger RNA from Oenanthe melanoleuca, 1131 nucleotides. It is a transcript of the gene LRTM1, whose product is annotated as leucine rich repeats and transmembrane domains 1. The transcript is spliced from 3 exons. NCBI's taxonomy places the organism in Eukaryota, Metazoa, Chordata, Aves, Passeriformes, Muscicapidae. The record is from RefSeq and is a predicted model, not a curated record. Gene Ontology annotation, molecular function: protein binding. The coding region runs from base 1 to 1131 and encodes 376 amino acids.